Molecule: messenger RNA, 6180 nt
Organism: Dalotia coriaria
Lineage: Eukaryota; Metazoa; Arthropoda; Insecta; Coleoptera; Staphylinidae
Gene: Larp4B
Product: La-related protein 4B
Exons: 7
Coding region: 608-3193 (861 amino acids)
Biological process (GO): positive regulation of translation
Cellular component (GO): cytoplasmic stress granule; cytosol
Molecular function (GO): mRNA 3'-UTR binding
Source: RefSeq, a predicted model, not a curated record
CAUCCAUAAUUCUCAUCUCGGCGCGGCGUCCGGCGCGACCCCCGGCUGACCAGUGUCCUCUGUGCGUGCGGCGGCGUGUGCGUGUGCAGAGAGUGCGAACGGGCCCGUGCUGGCCGUGUGGUGUGUGUGGUGCGCCGAGUGUCUGUGUGGUACACCCGCGCUCCGCUUGCGGGAUAAACAUCUGCCUGCGUAAUCUCGGCGCGGCUCGCGAUUGCGAUCGGACGCAGCGUCCCGCUGAAGAGGCCGAGGCACGCGCACACACAGGCGCGCACGCCACCAGCAGCCGAGCGUCGCGCGCGGAGGUGGCACAUGGUUUCCGGGUUGCUCGAAUCAUUUUUGUUUACGUAAUUUGCGCCGCCGCCUACGAUUGUCAUUUCGGUCGUGUGCUCCCCCUGCGGCCGCCACUCGUUGUCCGCUGAAGAAGUGCGUGCGUGCGUGCGUACAGCUGAACGCGCGCCUCCUCGCGACAUUUCUAUAUUUGUCCUCAUUCUGGCCACACCAUCGCAUCGCUCAGACACCGCUCGAUUCUAACCUAUUGUCGAGAGGGCCGCACGCAAUAAAUGCGCGAGCGUGUCGUUGUGGCAUUCCCGGGUUUGCCGACCGCUCAAUGACCACCCAGUUCGAAACAAUUCCCAAGCUGCAGCCAGGCUACGUGUACAUGAAUGGGGAUGUCGGGAAACUGCCUUCGGGGGCGGUGUUCAGCACCACCCCUGAUAGCACGGGAAUCGUGGCGGCGACAUCCGAGUACCUGGUCAACGGGGUAGCGGAGGGAGCUGAGGGCCAGAGUCCGGUCCCUCCCUCAGCUCCCGCCGACAGCGGGCCAGCCUAUCCCUUGCCACAACUCAAACAGAUGCUCUCCCAACAAUUGGAAUACUAUUUCUCGCGGGAAAACUUGGCAAAUGAUACGUACUUACUGUCGCAAAUGGACAAUGAUCAGUAUGUACCGAUUUGGACAGUGGCCAAUUUUAAUCAGGUGAAGAAGCUAACCAAAGACUUAAAACUUAUAACCGAAGUGCUACGUGAAUCGCCCAACGUGCAAGUCGACGAGGAGGGCGUCAAAGUGCGCCCGAACCACAAACGAUGUAUAGUUAUAUUACGCGAGAUACCAGAUAAUACUCCCAUUGAAGAUGUGAAGAAUCUAUUCGCCGGGGAAAAAUGUCCACGCUUUAUUUCAUGCGAAUUUGCGCACAACAGCUCGUGGUAUGUGACGUUCGAGUCGGACGACGACGCGCAGCGCGCCUACCGAUACCUGCGCGAGGAGGUGCGCGAGUUCCAGGGCCGGCCGAUAAUGGCGCGAAUAAAGGCGAAACCGAUGAAUCGAUUGCCCAUGCCGCCGGUGACGAACGUCAAGAAUGGUUUUCGUGCCACGCCGCCACCGGCGGCCGUUUUUGAUCCGGCCAGCUUCCCACCAGGCCAACAGCGGUUUGUUUAUGCCAAUGGUACACCCAGCCAGACGGUACCCUUUGGCAACCAUGUUCAUGUAUAUCCGCCGUAUCAACAGCAAGGAUAUUACACUACGUCGGUGAUGCCGGCGUGGCCGGCGAGCGGCUCGCCGUUCUACGACAUAAGCAGCGUGUUCCAGGUGAACGGGCUCGCUCCGCAGACCUAUAAGCCCCUGGGGUUUAGGAACAGCGCGCGCCCGCGCAAACAAUCGCGCGGCGGGGUCGCGCAGACUGAGGCGAGCGCUGUCGCGGCGCUCCCGCCCGCCGCCCCGGCCGGCAAUCAGCGGCAGAACCAUCAGGCUUCGCCGACACCGUCGCCGCAAGGCACGCCGAAGACUAAUACCACUGGUGCCAAACCUCCGCCUCUGAUGGGCGACGCGCCUCGCGUCGUUCCGCUCGAGGAAGUCGUUAAUACGAAUAUUAAUACAGGUAUACCGUUGUUGGGAACAGAAGCAGCAUUUGUCGACACGUACAGGCCGAAUGUGGUCAGCCAGAUGCACGCGUCUCCGAAGGACCCGCGUCCGAAUCGUCGCAAGCGCCGCGACGAGGAGAUCCUGUCGGCGGUGGGCGCCAGUUCGGCGCGCGAUGUGGCGAACCAGCGCAGUCAGUUGUUCGACCUGGAGGCGACCGCGUUCCCGCCGCUGCCCGGUUUUGAAGCCAAUGUUGCCGGUAAGCAGACGCAGACGAUUGCGGUGGCUGCGGAGGCGAUCCCGGCUGCGAUUGUUAGCGCUGAGCCAGCGCACGCCGCUCAAGGUCAUUGGGGAGAGAAUAGGCUGGCCGAUGUCGUCAAGGGCACGGCGAGAUCGAAAGGGCGCGACUGUGCGCUUUCCAAUAGCGGCUCGAAUUCGCCGCGGGCGAUGUCACCGCUCCACACGCAGUCUCAGACGAUUGUGCAGCACUCGACUCGUCCGGGGCGUCGCUCGCAGUCUAGUCCGGACUGCAGUAAGGACGCCAAUAAUGCCAGCGAUAUUCAAUUGAGUACCGUUACGCUCACACCACCCAGCUCACCGGAAAAAUUAGUUCCUGCGUCCGCAAAAUGCACCAUGGCCGACAAGUCGACAAAGACGGACGACGUCCUGCUGAAUGGCGAACUGGACUGCCCGACGACGACGAACGCUGCCACCAUGACGACGGUGGUGCCGCCGACGGAGACGACGGCGCGCGCCGUCACCCACACGAUUGUCGCCGCUACCACCGCCUCCGUCGGCACACGCAGCACCUCGAACGUGUCGCCGCCGCUGCACAAGCAGGACUCGAGGUCCGACGUCCUUAAGCAGCCGCCCACGCCACCGCCGCCGGUAAGCACUCGCUUGUUUCCGUCGCUCUCGGGCGCGCAUAAUGAACACGUUUCGGCUCAGGACAGCGGCAAUCCGCCGCGCAUGAGCUAUGCACAAGUCGCGCAACAUCACAAGGAGAUGCAGAAGCAGCAGCAGGCCGCCAGAGAGAGCGCCGGCGAGCAGGCGCAGGCGCUCACCAAGUCGGCCGCGACCAACACCAGCUCGGCGGCGAGCGCAAACACCGCGCAGGCCACCGUCCGAGUGCAAACUGAUCAACGAAGUGGAGAGAGUCAGCAUAAAGAGUCUAGCAACAGCGCGUCGACCCGAGUCAAUCAGCAGCAGGGAGGCGGCGGCGGCGGCGGCGCUGGCCGCAACGGCUCUCGGGCUUCCUUCGACCGCGGCGCCAACCGCCGCAAGCAGGACAUGCGGGCGACCCAGCUGCGCGAGUUCGUCGCGCCCAGAUCGCCCAAGUAGCAGCGGGCCCCGUGCGCCGCCCGGCACGGCCCUGUGUUGAUUGUGCGGCAUGCAGUGUGUUGACCUUUGGCCAUAUUUAUAUAAAACUAGUGACAAUACUGCCCCGCGAGGCAUUUAGGUGUAUAAAUUAACGGAAGGCGGAAAGCGGCAUACGCGUGAAGUAAGUACGCUAAAAUCUAUAACGCUGCAAACAGAGAGCAAGAAAGAAAGAGAAAAAAACGAUGAAAAAAAAAAUCACAAAAAAAUCCACACACACAAAAAACUGAUAAGAAUAUUUCACUUAAUUUCGUGCGAGUCAUAUUGUUCCUAGCUCGAGAUAUAUACUGUUGAAUAUUAAAUAUGUUUAUUAGUGCUGUACAAUUGAGACGAUAGAGCUGAGAGAGGGACGGGCGGCGCCGUGGUGCGUCUGUGAUAAGCCUGCGUGCGCGCGCCCUGUUUUGCUGACGCAAUUGCAACACGAAAAAAAAAACUAAGUAGCAAGAUGAGAAACACGCGUUUGUCGUUGGUGGUGUGGUGGCUGUGCCGAAGUGUUUGUAAAGUUUUCGCUUGACUGCGCUGGGCGAGAGAGUAAAGUUUAAAUUAUUGGUUACUACCCGUUGACGGUGCUGCUCGGCGGCAAGCGAAAACUACAGCGGCCGGUGACACACCCACCCACUCAAUGCAGCCAGGCGGAAUUUGCGCAGCGCGAUGUUGUACAGACUAAUGUUGAAGUUAUUUUUGACAAAUAAUUACCAUAUAUGUAUAAGCUGUAUAGGGGAGCGUAGGUUUAGUGUAUUAAAUUGUUGGUUUUUCAUUAUUAUUAUGUUUAGUAGCUUGCGCAGUUGCUCGGGGCGUUUUGGAGAUGUUGAUUGGAACGCGCACCGGUUUUUGCUAGCCGCGCAGCCGCAGAGCAAGAAACAAUCAAUUCGAAACACAAUACUUAAAACAAUAUGAAAUCUGUUCACACUUCCUGCGCACGCGCGCGCAUGCGUUACACAUUCGAAUACACAUGAUUUCGUGGGCGUAUAUAUAGUUUAAGCGACUAUUUGUAAAUAGUGUUGUAACGAAAACAAAAAUGGAACUAAGCAAUAUUAUUUUCGAGUCAUUGCGAAGCCAACGAAAUGCGCACGCGCUUCUUCUUGUCUCUACCCUUUUGUUCAAUGGUUGUGCUUUGUUGUCUAGAAACAAAUGAAUGCAAACAACGGUGUUAAUCUUACUUAUAGGCUGUGUAUGUAUAUAACGAAAUCGCCCUCGCGCCCCACACACACACACACACACACAGACGGAGAUGAGUUCUCUUAAUUCUUAGGCGUUUUUUGUUUUGUUUGUUAAUAUUGACGGUGCGGGGGCGCUAGAAACGGGAAGGCCGCGGGCCCGCUGAGCAACUGGCUGCAAGUGUGCUUUUCACUUUCAGUUAAUCAGUAUAUAAGUUACGUUAAGACUGUUAGCUGAUGAUAAAAUAUUUGUUAUUUUUGGUCUCUCAUGUAUAAACAUAAAUCAAACGUAGUAGUGGCGGUGAAACGGGACGCGCGCGCAAGAUGACUACUCAUACAGAUUGCGAAAUGUUGUUUCGAGCGUCCGAGAUGCGAUAUCGAUAAACAUCCAGAGCACACAAUGUAUAUUUAUGACUAUAUAGUUAAUUUACGGAGAUCACACUUGGAUUUUCUUUCGCAAUUUGUUUUCUUCAAUUUGUUUGUGUGGCUAGUUUCUAUUUUGCAAACACUAUAUUAUUUAGACACGUAGACUACACACCACACACACACGUGCAUUGGUUUCACUUCGUUCUGUGCAAUGUGCGUUGAAUCAUUCAGUUUUUUUUCUGGCAGGGGUGUUGAUUGAAUAUGAUUAUGAUUAUCGUAACAUGUAAUAAGUUUUAUUGUGAUGCUCAAGACAAAAGUUUAAAACUGGCUGGUGCCGAGCGGGGCGCCGCUAACGUCCAUAAAUUUGAUUGCGAUGAAGAAGAAAAGCAUUUCUGGCGCGCUAGCCAGAGACACACGAACCAAGAUAGAUAUUUCGGUUUAUUAUUUAAAGAGGAAAUCAAUUACAUCUUAAUUAUUCUAGUCUUAAUAAUUAUUAUAUUGUAUAACUAAAAACUAACUAAGCUGAGUGUUGCGGGAUGCUGGCAAAGGAUAGAAAAGCGAGAACAUAUUUUAGGAGCACUUUUUAAAUUUAACGUACGUUUAAAGAAGCGAAAAAGAAAAAGAAAUUUUCGAAAGGAAAGAUAGCGAACACUAAACGAAUAAUCAAUAAGAAAUGUAAGCGCGAGAAUGUGCGAAAUUGUAAACGGAUUGCUAGCGAGGAGAACCAAUUGCCAAUUGAUGCGGAUUUAUUAUAUAAAGUGAAAAUGGCGGAUAAUUUGAGGUGAUGGGUAUCAGAUAUUGUGUCGACGAUUUACAUAUUUAGAAUUAGUUGAAUAUUUCGUUUACGUUUUUUUUUUUGUUUUUUUUUUUGUCAUCUUAGAUAAUUCAUUUAUAUAACUUGCGUUACUUUUGUAUUUAACGAUUAUUAGCUUUUAAUUUUUUUCUCUUUUAAUUUUGUUUUAAACACACACGCUCACGGAAAGAGAAGAGAUAUGAAAAGAGGCGCGAGAGAAAAAGAAACAAAAAACAAAACCAUUGCCACAUAUAUAUUUUACGCUAAUGUAUUAGAAUCAUAGCUUAACGUUUUUUUUGUUUUGUUUUUAUUGAACGCAAGCGACCGACAGACAGCAAACACUCGUCACCUUUGAAUUUGGAACGUUUUGAGAAACCAUAUUGUAAAACUUGAUUUGCGGUGCAUGCGGAUUGUGUAUGCAACUGUAAGCGAUAGAUGGCGAUGAUAGGCGCAGCAUGUUUAACGAAACACUGAGAAAACCACCCCUGCUCUAUUUAUAUAUGGAAUUUGAUAGCAUAUAUAAAUAACGAUUAUACAUAUAUUACAAAAAUAUAUUAAUUUUUUGAGUUGUAAGUUCGGAUGAUAAGAUAAGCUUUUCCCAAUGUUGCUAAUUAAAAUAUUGUUAUUGAAAACGA